AUGACGUUUCCGCGGCACCAUUCAUUCCCCUUCCUGCGCUGCUGCCGCCUACGGCGCUGCAACGCCCCCACAUGGCAUGUGUCGCAUGCGACGUGGCACGUGACGUGGCGGCCACCCGACGUGCUGCUGCUGUUGCGUGGUCAUGACGAACUCGCCACACGGCCUCUGCAUGUUGCACACGCGAUGGCGGUGAUGGUGGUGUACGGGCCGCUGCAGUGGUCCUUCUAUGCGAAGGCGGUGCUGGUGGGGUACGGCCCCCUGCCGUGGUCCUUCUAUGUCCACCAGUCGUGGCGGCAGCCCGUCAUCAGGCCGGGUGACGUGCUGCCCUCGGUGGAGCUUCUUCAGCAGCACCUCCUUCCCCUCCAGGCCUUGUUCAAGUGGGGCUUCUGGCCGCACGGCGUGCGCAAGCUGGCGAGUGGCACGGCGUAUGACAACUGCGACUUCAGUGGCAGCUCCAAGGUGGCUCCUAUCCGCUUCUUCGGCUAUGCCAGGUACACAGUCCAGGCAGGUGACGCGGCCACGGGGCUCUAUUUCGCGUGCCCCGUGCCCAGCCACUGCGGGCCGGGCGGCAUGAAGGUGCAGAUCAGCGUCACUCCGCUGUAG
Molecule: messenger RNA, 603 nt
Organism: Closterium sp. Naga37s-1
Lineage: Eukaryota; Viridiplantae; Streptophyta; Zygnematophyceae; Desmidiales; Closteriaceae
Source: the annotation of a GenBank genome assembly